AUGGACCGUCGAUUGUUGACCUGGGCGCCAAGUGCACGCCGAUCAUGCACGCUUGUUCAGCACACUUCGGUUGUAGCGUCUCGACGGCUUCUGUUAUUAUCACUAUUUUUUAUUGUCCUGAUUUUGUGUCCGUCGUCCGUAAGCGCUCAGACGCCGCGACAAGGAUGCGAUAACAGCGUGGAAAUGGUCAAGCUUGGCGUGCACGUGGGAGGCAACGCCACGACCAUCAGCGGCGGCAACGACCAUCAAAUCCUCGCUCUUGAAGCCAGCUUCGGCGCGGGCCUCCCCAAGACCAAGGCUGACGCGCUCUCCUUCUCCCUUGCGCAGAUGCAGCCUCUGCUCGCCUGCUCCGACCCCCUGCCUCCUCUCCCCUCAUUCCAGGGCCAGGCAGUGUUGGUGCAGCGAGGAGAGUGCAGCUUCGCCUCCAAGGCCCUCCGCGUGCAGCGCCUGGGAGCAGCUGCUGCCAUCGUCAUCAACAGUGAAGAAGGUAUUAUUGGGAUGGGCUGCAACGCGACAGACCUGACUGAAGGCGCUGUGACUAUUCCGGUGGUCAUGGUCUCCAACUCGUCAGGCCAAUUCCUCCUUCAAGCCCUCUCCAACGCCUCCGCCUCCUCCCCCUCCGCCUCCCCCUCCGCCUCCGCUUCCCCUGUCACCGUAUCCCUGUACGCCCCCCCACGCGCGCUGCUGGACGUGGCGGAGCUGGUGCUGUGGGCGCUGGCGCUGCUGUCGCUCGUGGGCGCGUCCGCGUGGGCUGCCGCGGAGGAGAGGGCGGCGCUGGAGGGAAAGAGCGGCGCGGGGCAGUCCCUGGCGGAUCAGUCCCAGGCCGAGGCAUCAGGAGCAUACGACAUGUCAGUGGGGUCAGCAGUGGGGUUUGUGGUGAUGUCGUCUGUCAUGCUGGUGCUGCUCUUCUUCCUCAUGUCGCCUCUCGUCUUCUACAUCAUCCUCACACUCUUCUGCGUCGCCGCUCUCGAGUCGCUCCAUGUGUGCCUCUCCUCGCUCCUCCACAGCCUCUUCCCACUGCAAUCGCCUCACGGCAUCACUCUCCCCCUCCUCGGCUUCGUCUCGUGGCUCUCCCUCUCCUCCUUCCUGCUCUCCCUCGCCCUCACCAUCACCUGGGCCAUCUUCCGCAACCACCCAGACGCAUGGGUUGCACAGGAUAUCCUGGGCAUAGCGCUGAUGAUCGCUGUGCUGCAGGCAGUGCGACUGCCCAACAUCAAGGUGUCCACAGUGCUGCUCUCCCUUGCUUUCUUCUACGACAUCUUCUGGGUCUUCAUCUCGCCGCUAUUCUUCAAUGGAAAGAGCGUCAUGAUUGAGGUGGCAACAGGGGAGCGCACCGGGGGAGAGGGCAUACCCAUGCUGCUCAAGGUGCCUCACAUAACGGACCCAUGGGGGGGUUACUCCGUGCUGGGCUUUGGAGACGUCGUGAUGCCGGGCCUGCUCAUUGUCUUCACCAGAAGAUAUGACUGCAUUACCAAGAAGAUGGGCAUGGACGGGUAUUACCUGCCUGCAAUUAUCGGCUAUGCAGUGGGCCUGCUGCUCACGUUUGUGGGGCUGCUUUUGAUGAGCGGCAACGGACAGCCAGCACUGCUUUACCUUGUUCCUUGCACUCUUGGGGUGAUUGUGCUGUUGGCGUGGCGGAGAGGGGAGCUCAGUGCUCUCUGGAACCGAGGAGAAGAGAGCUCUGAACCCAGGGUGUCUGAGGACGAGGAGGAGCCUCUGGUUGGAUCUGGCACUGCUCGCACUACCUUUUCUCAAGGCAGAAGAAAUGAUGUCCUGCAAAGGUCUUCAUAG
Molecule: messenger RNA, 1791 nt
Organism: Closterium sp. Yama58-4
Lineage: Eukaryota; Viridiplantae; Streptophyta; Zygnematophyceae; Desmidiales; Closteriaceae
Source: the annotation of a GenBank genome assembly